Habropoda laboriosa is the source of this 1415-nucleotide messenger RNA. RefSeq names its product serine--tRNA ligase-like. Lineage: Eukaryota; Metazoa; Arthropoda; Insecta; Hymenoptera; Apidae. The annotation marks the transcript as partial. Gene Ontology annotation, cellular component: mitochondrion. The record is from RefSeq and is a predicted model, not a curated record. The transcript has a single exon. Gene Ontology annotation, biological process: seryl-tRNA aminoacylation. Gene Ontology annotation, molecular function: serine-tRNA ligase activity; ATP binding; tRNA binding.
CACAAUGCUUUGAAAUAUGUCAGUAAACUACUAAAAUCUAAGAGACAAUAUAGUUCUGUACUGUUUCCUUCAGAUAGCAAAGGCAAAGAACACUUUAUAUUUUUAACACCAUAUUUGGACUUUGAUGAAAAGUUGGCAGAUGUUGAAAAAUUACAGAGAGAUUUAACAGCUCGCGGAUUAAAUUUGAACGCAAAGGAUAUUAAAAAUAUGUGGCAAUUUUAUAAAAUGAUAAAUUCAGAUAAAUCUAGAUUGCUAUUAAGAGCUCGAGAGAUAUCAGAUGAAUUGCAGCCUUUUUUCAAAAAGGAAAGUCUAACUACAAAAGAAGAAUUAGAAGUUUUUAAAUUAAAAUUGCAAAUCAAAACCAUAAAACAAGACUUAAAAUCGGUCAAAGAUACUCUUAACGAUUUAAACGAAAGUAUAAUAAAAAAAAUGUUGCAGUUACCCAACGAAGUCGAUGGAAGAACACCAUUUCAUUCCCCUGUGGUAUUGAAACGUGUCAAUUCUUUAAAUGAAAAUUCAUAUUCAGCAAAUAGGAAAAAUCACAUUGAAAUUGGAAAACGUCUUGGUUUAUUAGAAUAUAAAAAUCCUAUGCAAUAUUACUUGUGCAAUGAUGCAGCUCUCUUUGAACUUGGUGUAUUAAGUUACGCAGGAAAAAUACUUAGCAAGGAUAAUAUGAUUAGAGUAGCGGGAGCUGAUUUUAGCCGCAGUUUGGUAGUAAAUGGUUCUGGUUUAAACCAUGAAGACCCGGCAGAUGCUUUUAUAAUAGACAAUCACGGCGAAGUAGAAAAAGACUCACCGAAUCAUAUGCAUCUUGUUGGAGGUGCAAGUUUAAUCUCACUUUUAGCUAUGCACGCGAAACAACUGAUAGACCCAAAACAUUUUCCAGUAGCAUAUUUUUCUACUGGAAGACAAUAUACUCCUUUUCGACCAGGUUGUACUCCAAUUGGUUUGUUUACAGUUUGUCAAGCAUCAGCUGCACUUGCUUUUAUAUUAGUCAAAGAUUCGAGUAGUCAAGAAUAUCAUUCUCAAUUUGAAAAAUUGCUGAAUACUGUCUGCACGUUGUAUGAUAAUUUGUGUGAUCACUAUCAAAUUGUCAUGAGGUCUGCUUCAGAAUUGCGACCUUGGGAAUCGAUGCGUGUGUCUUUUGAAUUAUGGUCGGCAUUUUCAAAACAGUAUGUAGAAAUUGGUCAUAUAUCCGUGAGCGGCGAAUAUUUCAGUAAAAGAUUGCUGAUCGCGUAUCAAGCAACAAAUGAACGAGCCUUUCCCUCUGUGAUAUCUGGCACUGUGUUGUCAGUACCACGUCUUUUGGGAUGUUUAUUGGAACAAAAUCCAGAUAAAUUUGUCAUUCCCCCAAAAGUCAUAGAACAUAUGCCUACAAAUUACUCUUCACUUUAAAUUUAGGAAAUGAAUUUCUA